This is a messenger RNA of Striga hermonthica, 777 nucleotides long. NCBI's taxonomy places the organism in Eukaryota, Viridiplantae, Streptophyta, Magnoliopsida, Lamiales, Orobanchaceae. The record is from the annotation of a GenBank genome assembly.
AUGGGUAGAAUCAAAUCAAUAUCCAAUUACGAAGAUCUGCGAAAAGCUCGUAUUUCCGAAAACCAGGCCCGAUUGGCCUCUCUCGGGCUCGCGAAGACCAUUUCGGAGCUCCGGGCCUUGACUUCAUCACCAAAAUCUGAUGAAUCCCAUGUCAGAAAACACCGUAAAGUCGAUCACAGUUCAACCCCUCUGCGGCGUUCGGCUCGGUUGGGAGGAAAAACACCGCCACCACAAGAAAAGUCGGGCUAUUUAGAAGGCGAUGAUGAGAGUGACGAUGAAAAUGAAAAGAAGGGAGGCAAAAGGGGCUUGCAAACGCAUAAGAUUUCUUUAGAAGCUUUGGCCAGAAGAUGUGAAAGUAAAAGCAGAGGAAGUUUGUAUCAUCCUGUUUAUGGGAUUUGCUGCCAUUUUUGCAGGCAAAAGAAACUGUGUGGUGAAGAAGAUUGCAAACGUUGCGGUGAUUUAGACAUGGAUCAGCCGUGCACAGGGAAAACGGAUUGCUCUAAUUGUCAUUCUUCAAAUGGAAUUCUAUGCCGAGCCUGUCUGAAGGUCCGGUACGGUGAAGAAUUGGAAGAAGUGAGAGCAAAUAAAGAGUGGAUGUGCCCACACUGUAUUGAAGUCAAAGGAAUCAAACCUUACUGGAUAUGUAACAGCUCGCUAUGUCUAAAGAAGCGAAAGAUGGUCCCAACUGGAAUAGCCAUAUUCAGAGCGAGAGAGAUGGGAUACAAAUCUGUUGCACAUUUACUGAUGGACGAGCUCCAACGAACAGCCUCAACAUAA